AUGACACCCCCAAGAUCAAAUGAGUGCGAGCCAAUUGCCAUUGUUGGCAUGGGCUGUCGCCUACCGGGAGGUGUUCAGGACAUUCCUGCGUUGUGGGAGUUCCUCCGGGACCAGAAGGAUGCUCACGGGGAGUUUGCCGCGCCGCGUUUUUCAGCCGAAGGCUUCUAUCAUGCCAAUUCAGACCGGCCUGGGACUGCUGUAGCCAGCAGUGGCUUCCUCUUGAAAGAGGACCCGCGGCUUUUUGACCCGUCUUUCUUCGGAAUUACCGAUGUCGAAGCGGAAACCAUGGACGCCUCGCAACGCAAGCUACUCGAAGUGACGUAUGAAGCAUUUGAGAAUGCAGGGGAGACAUGGGACAGUGUGUCCGGUAGCCGAAUCGGCGUUUUCGUCGGCGAUAUCUCGUUCGACAAUUAUGUGUCCCAGACGCGUGAUUGGGACUAUAGCGGCAAAUACUCGGCUACUGGAGCCUUUCCCAACAUGCUGGCCAACCGCAUCCACUACGUUUUCAACCUCAAAGGUCCGAGUCUGCUAAUCAACAGUGCAUGCACCUCGGCCAUGUAUGCGCUCCACCUGGCUAUUACCUCUAUGCGCAAUGGGGAUUGCGAUUCGGCCAUCGUAGCCGGAUCCAACUGGGUUAUGGACCCCAACUGCCACAUUGCUAUGGGCAAGCUGGGAGCCCUGUCACCUUCUUCCAGAAGCCACACUUUCGAUGCCUCCGCAGACGGGUACGCCCGCGGCGAAGGUUUCGCAGCACUCUACCUAAAGACAGUCUCGCUUGCAACCCAAGAUGCGUCUCCGAUUCGCGCCCUAAUCAGAGGCAGUGCGGUCAACGCCAACGGGCGUACGAGUGGUAUCACCAACCCGAGUGGCCCCGCACAAGAGACUGUCAUUCGAGAAGCCUACAAGAACGCAGGGGAUCUCGAUCCCUCCGAAACAACCCUUCUCGAGUGCCACGGAACAGGCACCCGCGUUGGGGACCCAAUUGAGGUGACGGCAGCUGGGAAUGUGUUUGGGCCAUCACGGUCUACUGUCCAUGAAGAUCGCCUGGUUGUCGGAUCUGUUAAAACUAACGUGGGCCAUCUGGAAGGUGCGUGCGCCUUGCCAGGUAUCCUUAAGGUGGUCGCUUCUCUCGAGGCCGGAGAGAUCCCCGCGACGCUCGGUUUCCAGACCCCCAAUCCACGCAUCGACUUUGACCAGGCCAAGGCUCGCGUCGUCAAUAAGACAGAGCCCUGGCCUAAAGACCGACUUAAGCGUGCCAGUGUUACUUCGGCAGGCUUUGGAGGGACCAACGGACAUUGCAUCAUCGACCACGUCCACAAUGUCAUCCCGGAGUAUGUGAAGCCUGGCGUCAUUUACGAGCAAGUUGAGCAGUCCAAUGGUACAAACGGGCAUGCUGUUAAUGGUACCAAUGGCACUAAUGGCACCCACGGCACCAAGCCAGAAGCACUCUCCCAGCUGCACCGUCCUAUACUCCAUUCUCCGACCCUCGUUAGACGGGCCGAUGCCACCACUCGCCAGAUGGUGGUUCUCCCCUUCUCCGCGCACAACCAGUCUUCUCUGAUUGCGAACAUGGAGGCGCUGCAACGAUCCAUUCCUCAUCACUCAUUAGCCGACGUGGCCUACACUCUCGCAGCUAAACGCUCUCGAUUCUCGCAACGAGCCUUCUCGAUUGUUGACAAGGACCAGGUCACCCAGGUCGGAUCGGUCACCGACAACGGACCAAAGGUGUUCGCCUCGCCUCAACGGGUAAACGUCGGUUUUGUCUUCACGGGUCAGGGUGCUCAAUGGCCAGCCAUGGGGGCGGAGCUGUUUGAGUACGCUGUGUUCCGAGAUACAAUCGCAUACCUCGACACCGUGCUGGCUGUGUUGCCCCAGCCCGCUCCAUGGAAGCUUGUAGACAUUCUGUGUGGGAACUGUGACAAGGAUCUCAUCCAGAAGCCUGCCGUGUCUCAAACUGUAUGCACCGCGCUACAGAUGGGUCUUGUUGACCUGCUAGCAUCAUGGUCUGUCCGCCCGGCUGGCGUCGUGGGUCAUUCAUCGGGCGAAAUGGCCGCAGCGUAUGCCGCCGGUCGGAUCACAGCCGCAGAGGCCAUCACCAUUGCUUACUACCGUGGAUACAUGGUCUCAUUCAACCAGAAAAAGGGUGCUAUGUUGGCUGUCGGGCUUGGAGCAGACCAGGGUGCCGAGUAUGUCCGGCAGGCCGGUAUGGAGGGAAGAGUCAAGGUCGCGGCGAUCAACUCUCCGGCGAGCAUCACCAUGUCUGGUGACGCUGAUGCCAUUGAGCAGCUGAGCGUCCAGCUCACCCAAGAAGCUAUCUUUAACCGACAGCUUCGCACCGGAGGACUUGCCUACCAUUCACACCACAUGCUGUCAUUUGGUCACGAUUACGCUCAGGCAGUUGAUGAUGGGUUACAGCGUCUUGCCAGCCUAGGAAUCAAUGACACCACUUCCAGGUACUCCAACAUUCCUUGGGCUUCUUCAGUGGUGCCACAAAAAAGCUCAACCAUGCCUCGCGAGGAAGUGACUGCUUCAUACUGGAAAGCAAAUCUGGAGUCACCCGUACGGUUUACCGAUGCCGUAUCCAAGCUCCUCGACAUGGAUGACCUGAGAAUCGGCGCAACGGUGGAGAUCGGCCCACACCCAGCGCUGAAAGGCCCAUUGGGGCAGAUAGUCAAAGGUCUGGGACGUACGAUUCCCCACGUUGCCUCGGUAGAGAGAGGCCAGGAUUCUCGCCGCUCGCUACUUGGACUCGCCGGAACGCUAUUUGCCCUGAAUGCCGACGUCGAUUUGGUGGCAGUCAACGCCGUCGAUGAGUCGCAUGGUGCGGGAAAAAGAACGCUCAUACAUGGAUGCAUGGCUAUUGACCUGCCGCCCUACCGGUACACCUAUGGGCCUAUCAAGUACCACGAGAGCCGUCUAAGCAAGGAGUACCGACUCCGGCGCUGGCCCCGGCAUGAUCUGCUUGGAGCCCGUGUGCCAGGGACAACUCGACUGCGUCCGCAAUGGCGAAACAUACUCCGCUUGAAGGAUCUGCCAUGGCUUAAUGACCAUCGCGUGCCUCCUCACGUUCUGCAUCCCGGAGCGGCGCAUAUUGUGAUGGCCAUGCUCGCAGCAGAGCAAGCCUAUGCGGAAUUCCCCGAUGCGUUACCUGUUGCUGGCUUGACUCUCCGGAACGUCUCGAUCAAGAAGACCCUGGUUGUCCCGCAAGAUGACAAGGGGAUUGAGAUCGUGCUCAGCAUGGAGCUCGAGGAUGGUGCCACCGCCGCAUCUCCUGGAUGGGCAAGCUUUUCCAUCGCUUCGGUCGUUAACGACUCCGAGCAGUGGACGGAACACUGCUCAGGUCUAGUCAAGGUUGAUGUCGUUGCCUUUAACGCGCCUGCGGCCAUUGAUACAACUACCAUGGAUGGACGCGCUGUAGAUGCGCAGGCCUGGUACACUCGCUUUGCUGACAUGGGACUCCAGUUUGGGCCCUCGUUCCAAGGGUAUUCCGAUAUCUGGGCUGACCCGUUCAGCAACGUGGCAUUGGCCAAGCUAUCGCUAAACACCACUGCAGGAUUGUUCCCUGGAGGCGAGUCCAGGUAUCCCAUCCACCCCGCCUCCUUGGAUCUUGUUAUCCGCCUGGGACUCAUGGCAUGUAAUGGCGGCCAGGCAGAAACGGCCAGUGUCCAGCUGCCUAUCCAUUUCGAUCAGAUGCGGUUCAAACUUGGCUGCCUCCAAGGCCGUGACUGGAUCACAGGGGUAUCGCGCGGCGAGCUACGUGGGUUGCGUGGAGCGUACGCCCAACUGCAACUGUUGGAUGACUCCGGCGAGGCUAUCUUGGACGUGGACAACAUGCGUUUCACCAGCCUGAACAAUGAGCAGCAGUCCUCUGCACAGGAUUUUUCUGGCCAAGCUUAUUCCAGUCCUUUCGCGCGUCUUGUCUGGAGGCCUGAUAGUCGCACAUUGAGUCGGGAUCAGUGGAACAAACUUCUUGCGUCUGUGGACGGGACCACGACUUUCUCUCGGCUCUCCUACCUCAUCGACCUCGUAGGCCAUGCCAACCCAGAUCUUCGAAUCCUGCAGCUUAGCGCUGGCAGCGAUGACCGGAAUGCUGGUCAAGCAGUGCUAAAGUCCCUUGUCGGCCACAAUGGCAUCAAGCGCUACCGGGAAUACGUCGCAACGGACACCUCUGCCGAGCGACUGGACUCCUUCCGUGAGACUGUCUCAGCUUUCCGCGACGUCAGAUACUCCGUGCUGGAUAUCAGCCAAGAUCCCUCGGAACAGGAAUUCCAAAUAGGGACCUACGACAUGAUCCUCUGGAGCAAUGUGGAACAUGGCCCGGCUACUGAGCAGGCCCUGGCAAACGCCAAGAAGCUCCUCCAUCCCGGGGGCCACCUUGUACUAGUGGACCGCAUGAAUAGCAGCGAACUGGCAUGGGACCAAUGCCUUCGGCGAGUUGGAUUCGACUCAGGAUAUAAGCUAGUCUGUCGCGAAACUGAUCUGCACUCCACCAUCAUCCUAUCCACCCUGCCCGAUCCGGUACCAACUACCAAGAGCGGCAACCCUGUGGUCCACCUUCUACACGGGUCUCAAGGCACUUCAGCGCUUCUCCAUCAUCUCGCCCGGGCUAUGGAACAGCACGGCCUAUCUAUCCGGAUCAGUCCUAUGGACCAAGCAAUAAACGUACUCGCUCCCAAUUCUCGCGUGGUGGCUUUCCUUGACGGAGAAAACCUUCUGUUUGCCGCCGAUCAACGCCGACUGGGACUAUUCCAACAUCUAGCUGCAAACACGGCGAGCAUGGUUUGGGUUACCUCGUGCGGCCUAGUGAAGGGCCGAAAUCCCGACGGCGCAUUUGUUAGCGGGCUUCUACGUACCUUGGGAACUGAGAAUCCCGCAGGGCAGUUCUUGUCAGUCGACGUUGAUGCGGAAGACUUUCAGGUUCCUGGCCUGGAGAUGGACGAGCUGGUCCGCUGCUUGGUCGAACAGGAGCUCCUCCUGCAGCCCACCCUCGAUGAUAAAGGACCUCCCGAGGUGAAUCGGGACCUGGUUUGGCAAGACGGCUGCAUGUGGACGAGCCGGAUCGUGCCUGAUGGGCAGCUGCAGGGAUACGCGGAGGUGGCUCCCACCAGGCAGGAAGUUGACGUGUCCUCACGGCCACUGAGCAGCCUUGGACCCGUACGAGCGGCCUUUGAGACACCUGGUAUUCUCACCUCCCUCUAUUUCCGUCCGUAUACAGAGCUGUUGCAACCCCUGCCUCGGGAUUAUAUCGACGUCAAGGUGGAUGCUGUCGGGCUCAACUGGAAAGACCUGGGGCUGUGUUCCGGUCGAUUUGAUGCGAACAACCUCUCCAACGAAUACUGCGGUGUUGUUACCCAGGUAGGAGCUGAUGUUACUAGAUUAUCUAUUGGCGACCGGGUUUAUGGAAUGGGCAAGGGACACUUUGGCACGCACACUCGUGUGCCCGCAGGUCUGGCACAGAAGCUGGCCGCGGACGUCAACGCCAUCGAGGCGGCUACUAUGCCGCUGGUGUAUAUGACUGCAGUUUAUGCCUUCGAGCAUGUUACUCGCCUCAAGCCUGGCCACAAGGUACUGAUCCAAUCGGCUACAGGCGGCCUUGGUCUGGCAGCCAUCCAGCUGGCGCGGUCCAAGGGGGCCACCAUCUACGCGACGGCAGGCACUGCAGACAAAGUCCGUUUCCUGACAGACCACAUGGGUGUUCCAGCAUCGCAGAUCUUCUCGUCCCGCGACUUGGCCAGUCUGAACCGCGCCACUCAGCAACAUGGAGGGUUUGAUGUCAUCCUUAGCACCGCCCAGGGCGAUAUGUUGUACGAGUCCGUCAAAGCCCUCGCCCCCUUGGGUCAUUUAGUCGACGUGGGUCGCCUGGAUGUCACUAGUUCCCAAACCAUGGGCCUGGAACUUUUCCAAAAGAGUGCUGGGUUUACCUCCUUUGACCUUGGCCUCGUUGUGGAACGCGACUCUGUCCUCGGGGCGGAGCUGAUGCAGUCCGUCGACGCGCACUUCCGCGCUGGCCACAUCGGACCCAUUAAGCCCUAUUCCGUUGCGGACAUUGGCUACCUGGACCAAACUCUCUUGCAGUUCUCGCAAGGCACCCAUAUUGGAAAGCGUGUCAUUACCUACCAAGACCCGUCCACCUUGCUGCGCACUCUCCCCACCUCAUCCGCAACCCCGGCGCGCUUCGACCCAGCCGCCCGCUACAUCCUCGUCGGCGGGCUGACCGGCCUCGGCCGCUCCAUCGUGCGGUGGAUGAGCAGCCGUGGUGCUCGCGACAUGGAGGUUUGGUCCCGCCGGGGGGCAAGCAACCUUGCCCCCGAAGCACAGCGUAUGAUCACUGAGCUGGCAGCCCAAGGCAUCCGAGUCCAGCCCGUUGCCUGCGACGUAACCAACCGUGACGCCGUGCUCCACACCAUGCGAUCUGCGCAUGUUGAUCCCACACGACCUGUUCGUGGUGUCUUCCACUUUGCCGUAUCCUACCAGGAUAUCUCCUUUGACAAGAUGACCGAAGCCCAAUUCAACCAAGGCAUGGCGGCCAAGGUCUUCGGCGUCAAGCACCUCCACGAUGCCACGACCUCCAUCCCUCUCGACUUCUUCGCUAUGACCUCCUCCUUGGGAACUGUCUAUGCCUUCCCUACCCAGAGCACCUAUCUCGCUGCCAACAACUACCUUGACUACUUUGCCCGCUACCGCCGCCGGCUCGGUCUCCCUGCCACGACCGUCGCCCUAGGCUUCAUCAACGACCUGGGCCCGCUAACCAAUGACCCCGUCACCGUCAACCUCUUCGUCCGCGCCAAAGGCCAAACCAUGACGGGAGCUCAGGUCGUGCGCAUGCUCGAGCCAGCCUUUGUGAAUGAGCAACCCAAUGCCCUCUGGCUCGGCCAUACCGAUGACCCCCUCUCCGCAUCCCACAUAGUCACUGGCAUCGACCCAGCCGUCCUCGCCAAGAUGGCCCGGUCAUCAGCUGCCUCCCUCGCCUCUUCUACCAUUCCCAGAUGGUACCACGACUCUCGUGUCUCCUUAAUGUUGCGUGCCCUAGAAGACGCCUCGUCCGCUACCUCUUCUCUCAGUAGCUCGGACAUCCAUGCCUCAGACGCAUCACCUACUGCCCAACUGAGACGACAAUUCGACCACUCCGUUGCGACGCUCCGUGCGGGAGGUAAAGAUUCCAAGGAGGAUGCAUGGACGGAGACCAUCAAAUUCGUGACUGAGGCCAUCCAGGCCACCGUGGCAGGCAUGUUGUUUGUGGAUGUGGGAAGCGUGAAUCCCAACAAGACGGUGGCGGAGCAUGGCAUUGAUAGUUUGCUGGCGGCGGAGUUUCGCAAUUGGUUCCAGGGGGCGUUUGGGAGGGGGGUGAGUAUGUUGGAGUUGAUGGAUGCGAGGAUGAGUCUAGCGUUGUUGGCGAGGUCGGUAGUUGAGGGGGCGGUGGACUGA
Messenger RNA from Aspergillus niger, 7425 nucleotides. RefSeq lists its product as uncharacterized. Gene Ontology annotation, biological process: fatty acid biosynthetic process; secondary metabolite biosynthetic process. Lineage: Eukaryota; Fungi; Ascomycota; Eurotiomycetes; Eurotiales; Aspergillaceae. Gene Ontology annotation, molecular function: phosphopantetheine binding; oxidoreductase activity; fatty acid synthase activity. The record is from RefSeq and is a predicted model, not a curated record. The transcript has 4 exons. The coding region runs from base 1 to 7425 and encodes 2474 amino acids.